AUGGGGCUGUACAUCGGAGAGAAGACGUACCUGAGGAGCAGCUGGAACGUCCUGGACGGGUUCCUGGUCUUCGUGUCUCUCAUCGACAUCGUGGUGUCCAUGGCGGGUGGGGCCAAGAUCCUGGGGGUCCUCCGGGUGCUACGGCUGCUGCGGACCCUGCGCCCUCUCAGGGUGAUCAGCCGGGCCCCGGGGCUGAAGCUGGUGGUGGAGACCCUCAUCACGUCCCUCAAACCCAUCGGAAACAUCGUCCUCAUCUGCUGCGCCUUCUUCAUCAUCUUCGGCAUCCUGGGAGUGCAGCUUUUCAAAGGAAAGUUCUUCUACUGCUUCGGCCCCGACACCAAGAACAUCACCAACAAGUCAGACUGUCUGGAGGCCAACUACAAGUGGGUCCACCACAAGUACAACUUCGACAACUUGGGACAGGCCCUGAUGUCUCUGUUCGUCCUGGCGUCUAAAGAUGGCUGGGUGAACAUCAUGUACCACGGUCUGGACGCGGUCGCUGUGGAUCAACAGCCCGUCACCAACAACAACCCCUGGAUGCUGCUGUACUUCAUCUCCUUCCUCCUCAUCGUCAGCUUCUUCGUCCUCAACAUGUUUGUCGGCGUCGUGGUGGAGAACUUCCACAAGUGUCGGCAGCACCAGGAGGUGGAGGAGGCCAAGAGGAGGGAGGAGAAACGGCAGAAACGCAUGGAGAAGAAGAGAAGGAGUAAGCACCAAAUACCCAUGAGGGAGAGAUCCUGGAGGAGGGGGGGAGGAGGGAGGAAGGGGGAGGAGGGGGAGGAGGAGGGAGGAGAAAUGGCAGAAACGCAUGGAGAAGAAGAGGAGUAA
Molecule: messenger RNA, 828 nt
Organism: Knipowitschia caucasica
Lineage: Eukaryota; Metazoa; Chordata; Actinopteri; Gobiiformes; Gobiidae
Source: the annotation of a GenBank genome assembly